UACAACACACUCAAACAGCCAUAUGUUCUCCAGUCUAACUCCAGGAGUGGAGUAUUGCUUCCAUGUUUCCACACAGCUGAAGAAUGGAACUCUAAGCAAGUCUGUCAUGACCUCUGCACACACAAAGCCCAACCCUCCAGAAAAGAUGCACGUUUCUCAGGUCACUAAUGACUCCCUCUCUUUGAGCUGGGACACACCAGCUGGUGAAGUGUGGGGUUAUAUCAUAAGCUGUUCCUGUGAUGGGAAGACUGCUCAAGAGCUGACAACACAGUCAAACAACUAUACCCUCUCCGCCUUGACACCAGGAGUGGAGUAUUGUUUCCAUGUUUCCACACAGCUGAAGAACGGAAUCCUGAGCAAGUCUGCCGUGACCUCUGCACACACAGAGCUCAGCCCUCCAGAAAAGAUACAAGUUUCUCAGGUCACUAGUGAUGCAGUCACUUUGAACUGGGACACACCAGCUGGUGAAGUGGGGCAAUACAUCCUGAGCUGUUCUUGUGAUGGGAAGACUGUCCAAGAGAUGACAACACAUUCAAACAGCCAUACGUUCUUCGGCCUGACACCAGGAGUGGAAUAUUGUUUCCAUGUUUUCACACAGCUGAAGAACGGAAUCCAAAGCAAGUCUGUCGUGACCUCUGCACACACAAACCCUAACCCUCCAGAAAAGAUAAAAGUUUCCUUGGUCACCAGUGACUCAGUCUGUUUGAGCUGGGACACACCAGCUGGUGAAGUGUGGGGUUACAGCGUGAGCUGUUCCUGUGAUGGCAAGACUGUCGAAGAGAUAACAACACACUCAAACAGCCACACGUUCUUGAGCCUGACACCAGGAGUGGAGUAUUUCUUCCAUAUUUCUGCAGAACUGAAGAACGGCAUCCUAAGCAAGUCUGUUGUGACCUCUGCACACACAAAGCCCCCCUCUCCAGAAAAGAUAGAAGUUUCUCAAGUCACUAGUAACUCAGUUUCUUUGAGUUGGGAUAUAACAGCUUGUGAAUUGGGGAUUUACAAUGUGAGCUGUUCCUGUGAUGGGAAGACUGUCCAAGAGAUGACAACACACUCAAACACCCAUACUUUCUCCAGCCUGACACCAGGAGUUGAGUAUUGCUUCCAUGUUUCCACACAGCUGGAGAAUGGAAUCCUAAGCAAGUCUGUUAUGACCUCUGUACACACAAAGCCCAACCCUCCAGACAAGAUACAAGUUUCUCAGGUCACUAGUGACUCAGUCUCUUUGAGUUGGGACACACCGGCCGGUGAAGUGGGGGGUUACAGGGUGAGCUGUUCCUGUGAUGGGGAGACUCUCCAAGAAAUGACAACACAUUCAAACAGCCAUAUGUUCUCGAGUCUGGCACCAGGAGUGGAGUAUUGCUUCCAUGUUUCCACACAGCUGCAAAAUGGAUUCCAAAGCAAGUCUGUUGUGACAUCUGCACACACAAAGCCCAUCUCUCCUGAAAAGAUACAAGUCUCUCACGUCACUAGUAACUCGGUCUCUUUGAGUUGGGACAUACCAGCUGGUGAAGUGGGGAGUUACACCGUGAGGUGUUCUUGCGAUGGGAAGACUGUCCAAGAGAUGACAACACACUCAAACAGCCAUACUUUUUCCAGCCUGACAUCAGGAGUGGAGUAUUGCUUCCAUGUUUCCACACAGCUGAAGAAUGGAAUGCAAAGCAAGUCGGUUGUGACCUCUGUGCACACAGAGCCCAACCCUCCACAAAAUAUACAACUUUCCGAGAUCACAAGAGACUCAGUCUCUUUGAGUUGGGACACACCAGCUGGUGAAGUGGGGAGUUACAGGGUGAGCUGUUCCUGUGAAGGGAAAACCGUUCAAGAGACGAUAACACACUCAAACAGCCAUAUGUUUUCCAACCUGACCCUAGGAGUGGAGUAUUGCUUCCAUGUUUUCACACAGCUGAAGAACGGAAUCCUAAGCAAAGCUGUUGUGACUGCUAUGCACACAAAUACUCACUUGGAGAGUCUGCUGGAAGAUCUUGGUUUGCAGCAGCACUACCCAGGGAAGCUAUCACUGAGCGAUGUUCUUAAGAUUGAGGAGAAAACCAUCACUGAUGAAUCUGCUGUGUGUCGUUCAGAUCUUCCAUGGUGUUUUCUCAAGAGAUUAAUGAUGGUUAAUGUAACAGCUAUGAAUGUGAAAUGUACAGUGGUAUCUGAGGAAAACUGUGAAGUUUUCAGUCAGAGUACAGAUUUAGAGUUUGAUGACAUGGUCAAGAAUCCAAAUCCCUGUGAUAAGAUGAACCCUUUAGACAUUGUUACCGCCCUCUUCCUGUGCUCAAAUGGUAUUCUACAGCAGGAAAUAGCACUGAAAAUGUCCAUGUGUCAAUUUUCAGUACCUUUGCUGCUUCCUAAUAGUGACACUCAUCAAUGCACACUCAUGCUUUGGGCAAUGAGAGACAUUGUGAAAAAGUACAGACCUCUUUCGCUUUUAGAAAACAAAGGGUUUACUGAGGAAAGGAUUGUUUCAUCUGAAUUCCCAAUGGUCUCUUUUGUGAGAUUGGGUGAAUGCUCCUUGUCCAAAUCAGAAAUAUUAAAUAAGCUUCUCAGUAAUUCCCAACAGUAUCAUGACACAUUUGUUCACCGUGACAUGGAAUGUGGUGAUAGUCCAAAGAAAAUAUCUGAUGGACUAGUUGAAAUUAGCUGGUAUCUCCCCUGUGGGAACAAAAACAUUGACGUUUUUACUGAGCCCAUAGCUGUAGCUAACCUCAGAGGAGACAUUGCUUCACUUGAAAAACAGUACUCAUUUUUGUGCCAGGCAUCUGCAGCAGUUUUUGUGUUUCUUGAUAGUAUACACUAUAAGUAUAUGCUGACAGGCCAGCACAACAAGGGAAAUAUUUUCCUGGUUUGCAAUGUCAAGAGCAAGAGUUUUAGUUUUGAGGCUCUAAAGAAAGUAGCAGCUGAGUUGAACUUAAAGAAAAGCAAUGUAAUUUUGAAAAACAAUCUGAUGAAUGAUGCAGACUUUGUCAAAAACCUACGAAAUAUAGUCAGGGAUGUAGUCAAUAACACAGAGACCAAGAUGCAAGUGGAGCAGAUGGCUAAUAUUGCCUAUGAACUUAACAUUUUGGUUGAUGAGGAUUCCCCAGAGUGUAAGAAGGCUAAGCAAAAUGCAGAUGCCAUCACAGGAGAAAUCCAAGACAUCCUGAAAUACAAAAACGACCAGCUUCCCUUGCAGGGUACGAUAUGGAAAGAAUUGACUCUCUUAGAGAAAGAGGAAUGCAGGCUUAAAAAAGCUGGGGAUCAACACAUAGAAACGUACAAAAGCAAUCUUCUGGAAGAGAAGCGAAAACUGUGGCAACGGCAGAAUGACUAUGACAUAUCAAACGCAAUGACCUGUUUCAUUCAGGCAAUUUCAAGCCCAGGGUUAGAGAGGUCUUAUUUCCUGAAGUGGAUGCGAAUAAACCUUGAUAACCUUUCUAGGGAAAAGCUUUGUGGCCUCAGGGAGCAGUACAAACAGAAAUGUCUGAACUCUGAAAACAAAGAGGAAAUUAAAGACCUUGACCUACAACUGUCUAACAGCUCCCUUGGGAUCGAACACUUUUUGCGGGAGAUGGGUCAGCUCUAUGAGUGUGCAGCCUCCCUUCCAGAAACUGAAGCAUCACGUCAACAGCUACAGCAUCUGCCAAGACUAUGUGCAGAAUUGCUCCUUGAUGGAUUUCCUGUGGAGCUUGUAGAUGGUGAUGCAUCCAACAUACCUAUGAGAUGGGUGGCUGAUGUUCUCUUUCAGCUGAGUGACAUUGUAAAUCCAAAGAAUAAGAUCCUGGUCAUCACAGUUCUUGGCGUUCAGAGCACAGGAAAAUCCACUCUUCUUAACACCAUGUUUGGAGUGCAGUUUGCAGUCAGCAGUGGCAGAUGCACAAGAGGUGCUUUUAUGCUGCUAAUCAAAGUUGAGGAAGAUUUCAAAAAAGUAAUGAACUGUGACUUCUUAAUGAUCAUUGACACCGAGGGCCUAAAGUCACCAGAGCUUGCGCAGCUAGAUGAUAGCUAUGAGCACGACCAUGAGCUCGCAACACUUGUUGUAGGGUUGAGUGAUAUCACAAUAAUUAACAUUGCAAUGGAGAACCUGACAGAAAUGAAGGACAUCCUACAAAUUGUAGUCCAUGCUUUUCUCAGGAUGAAAGAAGUGGGAAAAAAACCCAAAUGUCAGUUUGUUCACCAGAAUGUGUCGGAUGUGUCAGCCCAUGACAAGAACGUAAGGGACAGGAAGCUACUAUUGCAGCAGUUGGAUGAGAUGACUCAGGCAGCAGCCAGAAUGGAAAAGAAAGAGGAGAACAAGAACUUCAGUGAUGUGAUGGAAUAUAAUCCAGACACUGGAAACGCAUACAUCCCUGGACUCUGGCAUGGCAACCCACCAAUGGCACCAGUUAAUGCAGGCUACAGUGAGGCUGUUUAUGAGCUCAAGAAAAACAUAAUUAAGAUUUUGGGAGAACAUGAGUCAUCUGCCAAUGAAGUCUUGGACUUUCUGGAGUGGACAAAAAGCCUAUGGGCUGCUGUGAAACAUGAAAACUUCAUCUUCAGCUUCAGGAACAGCCUGGUGGCUGAUGCCUACAUGAUGCUGUGCUCAGAAUUCCACAAAUGGGAAUGGGAAUUCAAAAAACACAUGUAUGCUUGGGUAACAACAGCUGAAAUAAGUAUUGCAAACUUUGAUACAAAGGCUGCAAACUCUGGGGAGUCUGACAUGGGAGAUUUUCUCAGUCGUUUAAAGAGUGAUGCUUUGUCAGAGCUGUCUAAAGAGGAAACCGUUAUUCUUGAAAAUCUGACUCAGUAUUUUAAACAAAGUGAAUGCAAUGUCCAUCUAGUGGAACGUUACAAAGAAGACUUCUCAAACAGUGCAAAAAGUCUUCGAAGACGAUUGGAGAGCUCUGUGCUUAGUCAAGUGGAAGCUGCAGCUGAAAUCAGACUGGGAAUGGUUAAACUUUACAAAAUCAGAGAGGACCAUACAAGCACUUUAGAAGUGAAAGUUCUUCAAUUGAUUGAUGAAUGCCGUAAGAACAAGGCUGGCAUGACAGACAAAAAACUAGACAAAGAAUUUGACAGGAUGUGGAAAAAAACUGUGACAGAAUUAUCCCUCACAGGCUUAAAGACCAAUGACAUAUUUGCUCUGGUCGAAAUCCAACUAAGAAGAAAUUUAUUUCAAAAAGGGAGUUAUGCCAACGAAUUAUUAAAUCAAACAAGCCUGCAUGAAUGUGGGAAAGAGCCUUUCAUAUUCACACCUGAUGGAAUUUUUCGAAGAGUCUUUUCGUUUCUUAACAACCAAGCUGUCCAAAAAAUGGCUGACAGCAUCAUAACAGUUUGCAAAGCGGCUGUGUCUGGGAUUGUGCAAAGAAAAAACAAUUUCCAUGACAAUAACAUCCUGGAGAUCCUACACCUGAUCGAUGAGAGGCUGAAUAACAAUAAGCAUUUGAAGUUUAAUAUUGACUUUGAAGUUUCUCUGAAACUACACAUUUGCGGAAUGGCAGCUCCAGAUUUUCAGAAAAUGCAUGAUGACUUCAUAAAACAAAAUGAUCCUCUCAAAUGUCUCAGUCAACACAAAGAUAAGUAUCGCGCUGAUUUUAAUGAUCUGUUUCACCAACGUGAUCAGUGUCAAAAGAAAGCAGAGGAAUUCACAAAAAGCUGUCUGAAGCCUGCAGUGGAGGCUUAUGUUUGUAGUUCCUUGGGCCCUGAUAUUGUUGAUGAAAUGCUGACAGGCAACAAUUCAGCUCAGUUUAGCACACGCAUGUUUUUCCAGUACUCCAUUCUGAAGGAUUUGCUCUCAGAGUUAAAAUUUGAGCAUUAUUUGAGCUACAUUUGUUCGUAUGAAGAUUUUGUAAAGGAAUGGAUAUUUGAACAAAUUGUGAAAAAGUUCUCAAGUGGAUCGAAGAUGUGUGAGCUGGAGCAUCGCAGUCUAAAAAAAAGCAUUGAUAAUAUUACAGAGGCUAUCAAAAAUGUUCAGUUGGGCAAGAGCAGCAACUUGGUAGAAUUUGUUAAUGAAAUUCGCAUCGAACUUGGAAGCAAACUGGUCAUUCCACAGGAUGCAUUUGAAGCUUUCAUGAUCUUGAACAAUGCCAACCAUGAACAGUUUGCUCAUUAUCUCGUGGUAUUUGUGGAAGAAAUGAAAGAAGGUCUUCAUGAGUCAUUCAAACAAAGAGUCAUCCGAGAAAAACUUGAAAAUCUUAGUAUGAAUCCCCAGAAUGAGCUCUUCACAAAGCUGAUUGGAUGUGGAAAACAGUGUCCAUUCUGCAAAGCCCCUUGUGAGGCAGGAGGAGAAGCCCAUACUGAACACUGGGCUUCGAUACAUAGACCACAGGGCCUCGGUCAGUACACGUGGGAGGACUCGAAGAAAUUGGUCACUGAUAUAUGUUCCUCUGCUGUAAACAGUGAGAUGAAAUUUCGCUGCCAUGCUACAAAUGAUCAGUGGCACCCUUAUAAGAAAUACAGAGAUUUUUUCCCUGACUGGAACAUUCCUCCAGAUUCAAGCAUUGAGGCAUCAGACUACUGGAAAUACGUGAUGACAAAGUUCAACAACGACUUUGCCCAAAACUAUGAUGCAAAGCCUGCUGACAUCCCUCCAGUUUGGCAAAGUAUUAAAAGUGAUAGUGCAGAUAAAAGUCUCAAAGUGUCAUUUAGCAUCAAGUGACAGCCACAAUCUACGGUAGACAGUUUAUCUUAAUAACAGUCCAAAAUAGAAAGGUAUUGAAAAUGGUUCUUUCCUUUACAUUCUAACAGCGGGAUUGUGACCUUCAUGGUUAGAAUUUCCAAAGGUAGCCUGUUCUGCUGACAAUGAUUGGAAAUUUGAAUAACAUUUCUCUCUGAAGAAUCUGCAUUAUUUAUCUUCUGUUUUACUCUUAAAUACCUUUUCUAUCCUAGGAAUGAAUAAGUGUAAGUGCUAUUAUUUCUUUUGAAUAUAAUAAUAUAAUUAAUCAUGUAUCACAUUGAUUUAGGGUGGCAUGGCUCAGGAGGUAGAGUGGGUUGUCUAGUAAUCGGAAGGUCGUUGGUUUGAUUCCCGGGUCCUCCAGAGAGUAUGUUGAAGUGUCCUUGAGCAUGUCACUAAACCCCUCACUGCUCUUGAUGAGAAGAUUGGUGUCUUGCAUGGCAGCCUCCACCAUCAUGUAUGAAUGUGUGUGCGAAUGUGAGGCAUACACUUUAAAGCAAAUGCUAUAUAAAUGCAGUCCAUUUGCCAUUUAUUGUGGUUGCUUUGUAGCAAGGUUGCAUUCGAUAUUUGAAGAGGUGUUUUGAAAACUAAAGGAGGUGGUCAGACAUACUCGUCUACUCAAAUGUAAUUCUGUCAAUCUUAAAUGUUUGUUAUUUAAUGAAAUAUGAGAGCGCUUGACAUGCCUUUCUGCAUUUUGACGUAGGUGGUUAAGAGUACAGAGAGACAGAAAAUAUGGUUUCUAAAGACGUGAGAUGAUGCAGGACAAAUGUGUAGGGUUAAAUUUUCUCCCAGGACAGCUGUGACCAAAUGAGCUACCAGGAUGCUUGCCAAUGUUAAUUUCCUUUGCUUCAUUCUCGCAAAUAAAAAGACAA
Messenger RNA from Lampris incognitus (smalleye Pacific opah), 7503 nucleotides. Its product is annotated as interferon-induced very large GTPase 1-like. The record is from RefSeq and is a predicted model, not a curated record. The transcript has 9 exons. The coding region runs from base 23 to 6616 and encodes 2197 amino acids. Lineage: Eukaryota; Metazoa; Chordata; Actinopteri; Lampriformes; Lampridae. Gene Ontology annotation, molecular function: protein binding; GTP binding.